Messenger RNA from Oncorhynchus kisutch (coho salmon), 5080 nucleotides. Its product is annotated as transmembrane protein 121-like. The transcript has a single exon. Lineage: Eukaryota; Metazoa; Chordata; Actinopteri; Salmoniformes; Salmonidae. The record is from RefSeq and is a predicted model, not a curated record. The coding region runs from base 2293 to 3258 and encodes 321 amino acids.
GACGAAGCCGGCACGUGGCAGAGGGGAGAGAGGAUGCUGGGUCUCUGGUCCAGUGUUUGAACCUCCAUCUUGGGAAGCCGGCGUUGGAUGCAGGGCCCCACGGGGCACUGAUCCCUCUUCCGUGUCUCUGUGAUUUAUGGCUACUGGGGAUCUGGCCAUUGCAGACUCCUCUCUCACUUUCACAUUCACAAAUACACACACACUGCACCACUGGACAAAGCCACACACACUGCACACCCGUGCCCAGUGCUGCCCCAUAGAGUGACUCCUACACACACUGAACAAAAUAAUCUCUCUCAGCCUCCACACUCACUGAGGGACGGAGCCACACUCACUGAGGGACUGAGCUACACUCACUGAGGGACUGAGCUACACUCACUGAGGGACUGAGCCACACUCACUGAGGGACUGAGCCACACUCACUGAGGGACUGAGCUACACUCACUGAGGGACUGAGCUACACUCACUGAGGGACUGAGCUACACUCACUGAGGGACUGAGCUACACUCACUGAGGGACUGAGCUACACUCACUGAGGGACUGAGCCACACACACUGAGGGACUGAGCUACACUCACUGAGGGACGGAGCCACACACACUGAGGGACUGAGCUACACUCACUGAGGGACUGAGCUACACUCACUGAGGGACUGAGCCACACUCACUGAGGGACUGAGCCACACUCACUGAGGGACUGAGCCACACACACUGAGGGACUGAGCUACACUCACUGAGGGACGGAGCCACACUCACUGAGGGACUGAGCUACACUCACUGAGGGACUGAGCCACACACACUGAGGGACUGAGCUACACUCACUGAGGGACUGAGCUACACUCACUGAGGGACUGAGCUACACUCACUGAGGGACUGAGCUACACUCACUGAGGGACUGAGCUACACUCACUGAGGGACUGAGCUACACUCACUGAGGGACUGAGCCACACUCACUGAGGGACUGAGCUACACUCACUGAGGGACUGAGCUACACACACCGAGGGACUGAGCUACACUCACUGAGGGACUGAGCUACACUCACUGAGGGACUGAGCCACACUCACUGAGGGACUGAGCCACACUCACUGAGGGACUGAGCCACACACACUGAGGGACUGAGCUACACUCACUGAGGGACGGAGCCACACUCACUGAGGGACUGAGCUACACUCACUGAGGGACUGAGCCACACACACUGAGGGACUGAGCUACACUCACUGAGGGACUGAGCUACACUCACUGAGGGACUGAGCUACACUCACUGAGGGACUGAGCUACACUCACUGAGGGACUGAGCUACACUCACUGAGGGACUGAGCCACACUCACUGAGGGACUGAGCUACACUCACUGAGGGACUGAGCCACACACACUGAGGGACUGAGCCACACACACUGAGGGACUGAGCCACACACACUGAGGGACUGAGCCACACACACUGAGAGACUGAGCCACACACACUGAGGGACUGAGCCACACACACUGCCCCAUAUAACCUCCCAUUGCACCACUGUGUCCUAUACACACCCCUCUGUGUAUCCUCCACUCCCCCUGAGUGUGUAGAUUAGCAUCCCAGUAUGAGUCAUGGAUCGUCAGCCUAAGAGGCGCCUGCUUUACUAGCAGAGGUGGAUCAAUGGGACUGCACUGAGUGAUGAGAUGAUAUUCCUGAAUUCGCAUGGCUUGAGAAAAAUCACCUGACAGCAGCCGUGCAAAGACUGACCUCCCCCUAACUUCACUGUUUUUAAUCACUGGACUGACUCUCACAGAACUGACUCUCACAGAACUGACUCUUCCUGGACUGUCUCUCACUGGACUGAAUCUCACAGAACUGACUCUCACAGAACUGACUCUCACAGAACUGACUCUUUCUGGACUGACUCUCACAGAACUGACUCUUCCUGGACUGACUCUCCCUGGACUGUCUCUCCCUGGACUGUCUCUCCCUGGACUGACUCACACAGAACUGACUCUUCCUGGACUGACUCUCACAGAACUGUCUCUCCCUGGACUGUCUCUCCCUGGACUGACUCACACAGAACUGACUCUUCCUGGACUGACUCUCACAGAACUGACUCUCCAUGGACUCUCUCUCCCUGGACUGACUCUUCCUGGACUGACACUCACUGGACUGACUCUCAAAGGACUGACUAUGACUCACUGGCAUCCCCCAGGGAUAACCGUUAUCCCCCUUUGACAUUUACGACAUGGCCAUGUCCCUUUUUCUGAACCCGUUCUUUUUCUAAACUCGGAAGCCGUGGACUGGAGGUGAGAGCCAGUGGGCGGUCAGCUCCUCACCAUGGUGUUGCCGCCCCCUGACAAACGCCACGUGUGCCUGACCACCAUCGUCAUCAUGACCAGUAUGGCCUUCAUGGAUGCCUACCUGGUGGAGCAGAACCAGGGGCCCAGGAAGAUUGGCGUGUGCAUCAUUGUGCUGGUCGGGGACAUCUGCUUCCUCAUCGUGCUGCGCUACGUGGCCGUGUGGGUGGGCGCCGAGGUGCGCACGGCCCGCCGUGGCUACGCAAUGAUUCUCUGGUUCCUCUACAUCUUUGUACUGGAGAUCAAGCUCUACUUCAUCUUCCAGAACUGCAAGGCCGAUAGGAAGUCCCUGGAGACGGUGGCCCGGAAAGCCUUGACUCUGCUACUGUCUGUGUGUGUCCCGGGGCUUUACUUGGUUCUAGUGGCUCUGGACAGCAUGGAGUAUGUGAGGACCUUCAGGAAGAAGGAGGACAUGCGGGGGAGGAUCUUCUGGGUGGCUCUAGAUCUUCUGGAUCUUCUGGACAUCCAGGCCAACCUGUGGGAGCCUCAGCGGACCGGCCUGCCCAUCUGGGCCGAGGGGCUGAUGUUCUUCUACUGCUACGUCCUCCUCCUCACCCUGCCCUGCGUCUCCCUCAGCGAGAUCUCCACGCAAGGAGAACACGUGUCGCUCCAGAAGAUGAUGCUUUACCCUGUCCUCAGCCUGAUUACCAUCAACGUGGUCACCAUCCUGAUCCGCGGGGUCAACAUGGUGCUGUUCCAGGACAGUAGAGUCUCCACCAUCUUCGUCGGCAAGAACGUGGUGGCGAUCGCCACGAAGGCGUCCACCUUCCUGGAGUACCGGCGUCAAGUGAAGGAGUUCCCUCAACCACAGAAUGCCAUGGCGUUGGAGCUGCAGCAGAACUCUGUGGGCCACGGACAUACACCCCACAUGUCGCACUCGCAGCCUCUAGCCAACUCCACAAAUCUUCCCCACGAACCCUCGCCAGCGCGACACAUGGAAACAUGACCGCCAGCACUAGACUGUCUGGACACCAGCGGAGCAUUGCCACCGCUGCCGUCAGUGACUAACUACAGUGACUAACUACAGUGACUAACUACAGUGACUAACCAUAGUGACUCGUUCUGUCUAUCCAGUCUCUGAGAGUUUGGUAUUAAGAGAAAUGUGGGUUUCAUGACAGGAUGGUAUUCUCCUGCCUAUCAAGCCCACUUGAACAACAGAGGAUAUAAUAACUAGAGGGAUAUUUUCAGCCUCUGUCUGCCUGUCUGUCUAUUGGAGAAGGAUACAAAUUCACCUUCUUGAUUCUGACAAGAGCGAACUGAUUUGUUGGUUUUAUUUGUUUUUAAAUGAACUAUUUUAUUCUGCAGCUGAGUAAUGUAUGUUGUGUAACAGUACAUUUUACAAUUUGUUCCUCUCUGAAUAUCUGUGAUUUUCUAAAACCCCUUUCGACUGUCCAUUGUGUGGCUUUUUUCUUUGUAGUCCUUAAAAACUAAGUUGAAGUGGAGAAAGAGAGGAUGGAGAGGAAGGGAAGGAGAAAGGGUCAAUAAGAUGGCAGUAGAAGAUUGAAAUUCAGCCUCUACUUUAAUCCUGCUGAGAAAGGAGCUAACUGAAGUCUGCUGCCUCGGCCUGUGUGAAGCUUUACGACCAACUGGUCUGCUGCCUCGGUCAAUGUGACUUUUUACGACCAAAUGGUCUGCUGCCUCGAUCAGUGUGACGUUUUACGACCAAAUGGUCUGCUGCCUCGGUCAGUGUGACGUUUUACGACCAAAUGGUCUGCUGCCUCGGUCAGUGUGACGUUUUACGACCAAAUGGUCUGCUGCCUCGGUCAGUGUGACGUUUUACGACCAAAUGGUCUGCUGCCUCGGGUCAGUGUGAUGCUUUACGACCAAAUGGUCUGCUGCCUCGGUCAGUGUGACGUUUUACGACCAAAUGGUCUGCUGCCUCGGUCAGUGUGACGUUUUACGACCAAAUGGUCUGCUGCCUCGGUCAGUGUGACGUUUUACGACCAAAUGGUCUGCUGCCUCGGGUCAGUGUGAUGCUUUACGACCAAAUGGUCUGCUGCCUCGGGUCAGUGUGAUGCUUUACGACCAAAUGGUCUGCUGCCUCGGGUCAGUGUGACGCUUUAUGACCAAAUGUAUGCUAAAAGCACCAGAGCUCAGCACUAUACACUCUAUUUGAGGCAGCCAACCGUGUGUGUGAUUCUGCGUGUGUGUGUGCUUGUGUGUGCUUGUGUGUGUGUGUGUGUGUGUGUACACACGUGUGAGGGGGCAGAGGGGUGCUCGUGUGAAACUGUAUUUCAAGUUCAAGUCUUGUCACAUGCACAAGUACAGUGAAAUGCUUCACUUCCAAAUGUACCCAGCAGCGCUGUAAUCAAUAUCAAAAUAUUAUAACUAAUAAUACAUUUUUUAAAACUAAUUAUAAUAGUAAUUAUUAUUAUUAUAAAUAAAACAUGGGAAAUAAGAAAGGAAGCAGGGUUAGUGCCAAUACCAAAUGUACAAUGUGCAGGAUACUGAAGUAUUUGAGGUAGAUAUGUACAUGUAGGUGGGGUUUAGGAAAAAGUGACUGGUAGCAGGAUCCGUAAUAAUGAUAAUAGUAAUCAGUGGGUGUGAAGGAAACCUUCCUGUACUUUCCUCCACAAGUAAAGCCUUGAAGUCAAAGAAUGCAGAGUGCAGACAGCCUCAUUGACAAACGUUUGAAUAUAAAUGUACAAUCCAACCUGAAAACUGAAAACUAUUUCUACUUAAUUGAUGAAGUGAGUAUUAAAGUAUUAUUAUCGUUAUUAUUACAUGUACAUUAUUUAUUAAAUGUGUAUGUUUUAAUAAAAGUAUUC